AAGAUAAAAAAAUUUAAAAUUUCGUGGCAAAUUUUAAAAUACAGGAAUUUCUAGUAAAAGUUCUAGGAAAUGACAUAAAAUACUGUUUAAAGGAUCAAAUCUAAGUUAAAUUAAUUGACAUAAAAUGCAUCAAAUUGUUAAAAACAUUAAUAAAUGGCGAGAAGGAAAAUUUUUUACGAACAUUGCAAUUUUAUCGAUUUUUCAUUUCAUAUCGCUUGCAUAUUCGGAAUGAGGGGUGUCUCAAUGAACAAACAAUAAGAAUAUCAUUGUGAAUGAGAGAAAGAGAAGAAGAAGAAGAAAGUCGGGUAGUGCAAUAUUAUUAUGAGUGUGUAUGACAUACAUUUUCCAAAGGAAUCUAUAAAUACAAUUAUAUAGGAAGAGAGUUCUCGUGUAUAAAAAAAAAAAAAUAAAUGUUGAUUUGUGUCAAAAUAAGGGCAAGUGUGAGUUAAAAAUAAAAAAUUUCCGAACAUAUAGAAAUGAUAUCGAACCAACAACAGCAACAUCAACAAUCAUCAUCAAGUAACAUAGACGUGAGCAAUAACACACUGUUAGUGCAAAGUGGCUCAGCCGAAGAAAUAAAUUUUACUGCAUUCAUUGACUUGUGUCGAUUUUGUUCCAUUAAGUUUGGUCCGCGACUUAAUUUAUUUGACAAAGAGGCUGAGCAGAGACAGUUGUUGUUUAAAAUUCGCACAAUUUUGCCCGUUUCGAUAUCAAAAGAGGACUUUUUACCAAAAAAAGUUUGCGAACGUUGUGUAAAUAAAAUUGAACAGUUCUUUGAAUGGCGAACGACUUGUGUACAGACGGAAAAUAUUUUUAAAAAUUAUGCAGAAUCAAUGCGGAACGUAACGGCAACAAUAAACUUUCAAGACGGUACGGUAAAUAUUGACAAAAUGACACCGGCCCAACGACAUGCCUAUAUUGAGGCUCACAUGACAGUCCAACAGCACAUAGCACAAGCAAAUUUGCAAAUUCAACAGCAGCAACAACAACAGCAGCAGCAACAACAACAACAACAAACGACACAGGGAUCCCAAAGACAUCAAGUAAUUAAAGAAAAUGAUCAACAACAUCAUCAAACGUCACAAGCACCUCCACCGUCAUCAACACAUCACCUUUAUACGACAAAUAUUAAAAUUCCACAAAUAACGUCGAGUUUAGCGAGUUCAUCGACAACAUCAACGUAUACGACAGUACAAGAUGAUGGAUUACAAGCAUUAGGCUACGAAAGUGGACUGAGAGGACAUGCAGCUAUACAAUGGCCAGCAGACAUCCCACCAAACAUACCAAGACCAAAUCUAAUUCCAUUCACUGAGCCAUAUGUUGAAGGUGGUAGUUUAAAUCCAAAUACAAGAUUAUUAAAUCAUCAUCUCACAAAAUCUCAUUCACAUACGACAUCAUCGAGUUCGCGGAAGAGUCGAUCGACAAAUAAUAACACAAGUAAUACGCCAAAGGCAUUCGAGUGUACGGUUUGCGGAAAAGGAUUAGCGAGAAAGGAUAAAUUGACGAUUCAUAUGAGAAUACAUACAGGGGAAAAGCCAUAUAUCUGUGAAAUUUGUGACAAGGCAUUUGCUCGGAGAGAUAAGCUUGUUAUUCACAUGAACAAAUUUAAGCACGUAACGCCAACAAAUAUAGCUCCAUUAGGUAAACGCCACAACAACCUAGCCAAUCUGAUCAAGAAAGAAGAACAGACUCAAAAGCCAGCUGUAAUAAUAUCUCACGAAACCAAAGUAGUAUCGGCAUCGUCAGCUACAGAACAUCAUCAACAAACUCCACAGCCAUUCCAAUUGCAUCAUCAAUUGCAAAGUCAAAGCAUUCCAUCCACCGGUUUAAAUACGAUAACGCAUACGAUAAGUUCACAGAAUCACCAACAACAUUCACAGCAGCAUUCCCAUCAGCAGCCAAAUAUAGGACAGCAAUUGUGGACUUGUGAAUUAUGCAAUCGUAUAUUGCCAACGCGAGAAGAGUGGACGGCGCACGCAAAAGCACAUAUGGAGUAUUGACACAACCAAAGUGUAAUAACGACUGUACCGACACCAACAUUAACAAUUCCUACUGUGACGUCAUCGCAUCUUUAUCAACAAACAGCUUCGAUUGAUAAUCAACAUCAGCCACAGCAAUUAAAUUACAUUAUUUUAGAUAGCAACAGUUAUAGACAAAAUUAUAUUGAGGAGGUUACACCAAUAAGAAAUGACGACUCGAUAAUCAACGCAUCGACACAGCAAACACCAAAUGCUUCAUCAUCAACAACAUCCACGGCAUCAUCGAUCGCAACGCCAGUAGUUGCAGCAAAUCAAUCCAUUUCCUCAUCGUUAACUUCCCAAUGCAUUUUAUGUCGCGAGAUUUGCGUCAAUAAAAAUGACUUGAUACAGCAUUUGCGUAAUCAUCUAGCGGAUGAUAACAAGACUUAUGUCAUUAAUUCCACUAAUUCGAAUUUAACGAUUGCUUCCGGUAUUCAAGAUCCAACCACACAAACAACAACUAUAACUGUACCCAACUCAUUGGUGGAUUUAUUAAAGUUGGACAAUAAGGAAUUGUGUGCAUAAAUG
This is a messenger RNA of Chironomus riparius, 2546 nucleotides long. The record is from the annotation of a GenBank genome assembly. Lineage: Eukaryota; Metazoa; Arthropoda; Insecta; Diptera; Chironomidae.